Molecule: messenger RNA, 770 nt
Organism: Glycine soja
Lineage: Eukaryota; Viridiplantae; Streptophyta; Magnoliopsida; Fabales; Fabaceae
Exons: 3
Coding region: 93-614 (173 amino acids)
Source: RefSeq, a predicted model, not a curated record
UUAGCUCCACUAUUAAAGUAAAGGAGUUAUGAACAAGUUAUCUAAUUUAACAGCUUGGCCUUACUGUGUUGUUGCCUUUGAAUUUUGUGAUAAUGGCCAAAAACUAUGGGUUCCUUGUCUGCAUUUUUGUCUUGGUCUUGGACAUUGUAGCUGGCAUACUUGGAAUUCAAGCAGAAAUGGCUCAAAACAAGGUUAAGGACUUGAAAGUGUGGGUACUUGAGUGUAGGGAUCCAAGCUAUGAAGCUUUCAAGCUAGGACUUGCUGCUUCCAUUUGCUUGGUCUUUGCUCAUGCAAUUGCUCACUUGCUUGGUCGGUGCAUUUGCAUGCAAUCCAAAGAAGAAUGCCAAGGAGCCACAGCUAAUGGGCGAUUAGCAGUGGCUUUUCUCAUUUUAUCUUGGAUAUUAUUAGGGAUUGCUUUCUCCUUGCUGAUUUUUGGCUCCUUAGCCAACUCAAGAUCAAGGGAAUCGUGUGGGAUAUCAAAUCGUCGGUUUCUAUCCAUUGGAGGGAUUCUAUGCUUCAUACACGGGUUGUUCACCAUUGGUUAUUAUGUUUCUGUAACUGCCACAAGAAGGGAAGAAAAGAGGCAAGGAAACUCCAUUGUAGGCCACACUUAAUCAUCAUUCACUUUGUUACCAUGACUCAAAGAUUAAUUCUAAGACCAAGGAUUUCAACUGCCAUUAGAUAAGAAAUGUACAAUUAUUUACCUUUCUUUUUCUUUUCCUCUCAUUCUCAUUCACUUUUCACAAAUUACGUAACCUUUGGAUAUCUAG